AUAGUCACUUCCUCCUAUGAGUAAUAAGAACAGCUUGACACAGGCAGGUCUGCUUCUCAGAGCGACUGACUGACUGACUGAGAGCAGUUCACACUCAAGAGAGACAGCAAGAGAGACUCAUGCAUCGAUCUACCAUUUGUUGAAUGUGCCUUUGCCGUGGAGACACCGACGAAUGAGAAUAAGGAGGCGAGGAGGAUUCCUCACUCAGAGAAGACAGAGCAGAGGCAACACACGAAUUCUGAAUCAGCAUCGACAAUGGACCACCAGCAGCAGCAUGCCAAAGUGGAGCGAUUUCUAAAAUUGGGAUAUUCUCACAGUGACAUCCUGAGGGUACUGGAGAGCCUCCACCAUGAUGCCCAGACCAACGACAUCCUGGAGGAGCUGAUAAAGACCUGCCACACUCGCACUUACAUAAACAAAAGUGUCCCAAACAGUCCCAAGCUGGUGGCGAGAGGCUGCAGUCCGAAUCCUGGUCAACCCAAACCUGCUUCAGACAGAGAGCCAGUUGCUGCUUUCAGACCAGUGGUUAUAGAUGGAAGCAAUGUGGCCAUGAGCCAUGGCGAUAAGAAGGUGUUUUCAUGCCAGGGCAUCCAGCUGGCAGUGAACUGGUUCUGGGACAAAGGGUUGCGGGACAUCACCGUGUUCAUUCCCCUGUGGAGGAAGGAGCAGCCACGACCUGAGGCACUCAUUACAGAUCAACAUAUUCUGCAUGAGCUGGAGAGGAGGAAGAUCCUGGUAUACACGCCAUCCCGCUGUGUAAACGGUAAGAGGGUGGUGUGCUACGAUGACCGGUACAUCGUCAAGCUGGCCUUUGACUCCGAUGGCAUCAUCGUGUCCAACGACAACUACCGUGACCUGCAGACAGAGAGUCCCCAGUGGAAAAAGUUCAUAGAGGAGAGGCUGCUGAUGUACACCUUCGCUAAUGACAAGUUCAUGCCCCCGGAUGAUCCUCUGGGUAGAAAUGGCCCCCCCAUUGAUGAUUUUCUUCGCAAAAAGCCAUGGACCCCAGACAACAAGCUGCAACACUGUCCUUACGGAAAGAAGUGUACCUAUGGAGUCAAGUGCAAGUUUUACCACCCAGAACGGAACAACCAAUCACAGCUCUCGGUGGCCGAUGAACUGAGGGCGCUGAGUGACAGAGCCAAGAACUUCUCACCCAAACCGAGCAUGCAGGACACAUACUACUGUCCUGCUGGGUAUCAGCCAGAGCACAGAUACACUUCAUCCACCCCCCCGCCUCUCAGCAUAGACGAUCAGUCCCACAGGGCUUCACCCAUUGAGCACUUCAUCUAUCAGAGAGAAACCAGCAGCCCAAGGAGCCAAUCUAACACAAGUCUCCACCACUGCCCCAGCCUGGAUGUGGACGAGGCCUUCAGCUCCAUGGAGAGCUCCUUGUCUAGGCUCUACAUCCAAGAUCUGCCCUGCAACACAGAGUUCCCUUCUCACAGCUACAGUAGCGGGGUGGCUAGCUACAGCCUGAGCCAUGACGACUACUCCCUGUCAGGGUCAUUCGGUGGGAACCACCAGAGGCCAUGCAUGGGCAGAGGAGGUUACUUCCCUCAUCAAAACAGUCCAGUGACUUGUGAACACAUGUGCAGCCAGUGCAGGUGUGGUCAGAGGCAGACCAUGAUGCCCCCCCACCACUAUACAGCAUGGAGUUCCUGUCCAGCUCUGCCUCCACAUAAUGGGGAGUAUCCUGGCCAGUUUCCAGAAAAGUACUUCAAACAGCCUCAUCGCAUACAGAGCCAAAGCUUACCAAGAGACCCAUGGGCACAGGUCUGCCUUUCUAAUGGCGGGAACAGGGGCCCAUCCAGCGAACACAAGAAUGCCCUCAGGAGCCAGCUGAGCACCCUCUUCCCUAAGAGCAUGGUGGAGCAAGUAAUGAAUGCUUACCCACACAUCUCAGAAAUGUCCGAACUGAUCCCACUCAUCCAGAGCCACAGAACCAACCACAUUUCCUUCUAGAUUAGAAAGACUCUUUUCUUCUUACUCAAAUUGAGCCCACAUUGAAGUUCUCAUCUAAAUGAAAAUGGAAACAAAAAGAAAAUGUAUAUUUUUCUUGUAAUGACUGUGGGAAAACUAUCACUUUUACUUGAACAUAUUCCAGGUGUACCUUGUAUUUUAAGCAUUAAGAAAUGAUUCAAUCUGAGAAAAUCUUAAAAGUGUAGCAGACUUAAGAUUAUGUGAAUUUAAAAGUGCAAUGCACUAUGCGCCAUACAUGCUACUUAUUGUAGCACUGACAAACAUUAAAUCAAAGCAGCAUGUGUUGUUUUCUCAUGUUGCCUCAAAGUGAGGAACUCUAUUACCCUAUUCUGGACUUCUGUAAAGAAUGUCACUGAGCUGUUUUUGAUAUGAAUUUUAGUGGCUUGUGAAAUAAAAGCACAAAAUUUA
Scatophagus argus is the source of this 2391-nucleotide messenger RNA. Its product is annotated as probable ribonuclease ZC3H12D. Gene Ontology annotation, molecular function: mRNA binding; metal ion binding; RNA endonuclease activity. Gene Ontology annotation, cellular component: cytoplasmic ribonucleoprotein granule; nucleus. Lineage: Eukaryota; Metazoa; Chordata; Actinopteri; Scatophagidae. The coding region runs from base 256 to 1965 and encodes 569 amino acids. The transcript is spliced from 6 exons. Gene Ontology annotation, biological process: 3'-UTR-mediated mRNA destabilization; nuclear-transcribed mRNA catabolic process, RNase MRP-dependent. The record is from RefSeq and is a predicted model, not a curated record.